Eimeria tenella is the source of this 1005-nucleotide messenger RNA. RefSeq names its product aldo/keto reductase family oxidoreductase, putative. Bases 1 to 1005 code for a protein of 334 amino acids. The record is from RefSeq and is a predicted model, not a curated record. Lineage: Eukaryota; Apicomplexa; Conoidasida; Eucoccidiorida; Eimeriidae. The transcript has a single exon.
AUGCGGGACCGCUGCUUCUUCCACUUCUUGGCUCCUGGCUACUUUCUGCGUUGGCUGCUGCUGCUGCUGCUGCAGCUUCUGCUGCUGCUGCUGCUGCUUGCUGGAGAGCAGCAUGCAGCUGCGCUCGCAGCAAGCCUUUCACGCCCACCAAGGGGCUGCUACCUCUCUUCCUUCAUAGCCACGGGUAGACAGCAGCAGCAGCAGCACAGGGGCUGCAAGGAAGGCCCAUCGUUUCUGAAGAUUCCUGCUUCUGCUGCUGCUGCUGCUGCCGCUGUGAGGAGGCCAGCCCAGGGGUUGGGGGCCCGGCUGGUUCUGGUGGCAGCAGAGCAGCAGCAGCAGCAGCAGCGGCUUGUGCGCACGCGGGUUGCCGCUGCUCACAUGGAUGAGCCCGAGGAUAUGGAGGAGCUGCUGCAGCAAAGUUUGCUGCAGGAGCAGCAGGAAGAGAGAGAAGACCCCGCGGAAGUAGCAGCACGCAGCAGCAGCAGCAGCGAGGGCUUCUACGGCUUUGAUGAGGGGGAGGAGGACUACCAGGAAGCUACGGAGAGGCUGCUGCCGGCCCGUUUCGCAGCAGCAGCAGACGAAGAAGCAGCAGCAGCAGCAGCAGCAGCAGAAGAUCUGGGGGAGGCUGAGGCGCUCAGACAGAAGCAAGUGGGGGCCGCAGCAGACAGCACCGACGACGCAGCAGCAGCGGAGGCAGCAGCAGCAGCAGCAGCAGACGAACAGCAGGAAUGGCUGCCUCCUUCGCAGACAGCAGCAGCAGCAGCGCGGCGGGCGGCGCUGCGCGCGCUGCAGCAGCAAGCAGCUGGGACAGCUAGCCACGCCUGGCUGCCCCCGCAGCUGCAGCAGCAACAGCAAGACUUGGAAGCAAGACAUAAAAGAGAAGGACUUCCUCCCCCCAGGGCCCGCACAGUGGACCAGCUGCCGGUCAAGGCCCUGACCAUUGGUCAAGACACCAUUCUCUACCGCCAGGUGCGCAGAAGGCCUCUAGCUGCGGUGGACAGCUAG